ACCAUAUCAUCGUGUGCCCUCUGGGUGUUGUCUUCUAUAUCUGCAGUCUCUCGUUAACCCCUCCCAUCUUCAAGCAGACAUCUAUUCUAUCGGUGUCUUGUCACGCUCUCCCGACUACAGAUACGAUCGCUUACUCCCUUUUGGGCUCAUAUCGCGUUCGAAACCCGACCUCCUGAAUCGUUCCAUCCACGUCUCGUCUGACAGUCAACUCUCACCCCUCCGUCCGUUUGGCGCUGGAAGCCUCUGAGAGAUUCCCGACUACGAUUUAGUACUCCCAUCCAACCACCUUCAUCAUGCGAGCCGCUCGACUCUCGUUCUUCCUUUAUACCCUGUCCCUCGUGGCUGUCGUCGCUGGUCAGAGCGCCGCGGUCACGAGUGCAGGAAACGCUGUCACCUCUGCCGCUGCUGCUGCCACCACAGAUGCUGCUCCUACAACAUCUGCCGAGUCGACCUCGUCCACCGAGUCGACCUCGUCCAGCAAAGAAACUACUUCGUCCACCACCAGUCAGCCCGAGCCUACGACAACAUCGAGCUCGGAGACUACUAGCACCACGGAGCCAGCAGCCAAGACAACGAAACAGCCCGAUACGACUGCACCGCAGACUACCGAUGCUGCCACUACCACCUCUUCGAACAACAACAACAACAAUAACAAUAACAACAACAACAGCAGCACCAAAGAUAGCCCCAAUACGACUGCGGAGACCACGGUUCAGACCACUGCUACCCCCGUCGUGAAGACUGUCAUCACCACCCAGACCAUCAGCGGAACCCCUGUGCAGACCACCCUCACCACCACCUCCACGCCGGCUAGCAGUGCGACCGACUCCCCCAGCCUCAGCGGAGCUUCCUCCAACAGCUCAAGCGGCAGCUCCGGCCUCUCGUCCUCUCAGAAGAAGAUCAUCAUUGGUGUUGUUGUGGGUGUCGGUGGUGCCAUCAUUAUUGGAGCCAUCGCGGUGGUGGCCUGGAGAAUUCACGCUCGCAAGGCUGCCCAUGACAACGACGAAGCUGCCGAUCUCAUGAGCGGUACUGCCGUUGGAUCGGGCGCUCGAGAGAAGGCACCUAGCCCAGGUGCCGGCGGAACGCCCUUCAAGACCACGCUCGACCAGUAUCACAACCCCGGUCCAGUAAACGCGGCCUCGAACUUUUAAGUUUGGCCGGAUAUUCGGUCUCUGUAUCUGCUUUUAGCAAUAAAGAUACAUUGUCCGGGUAACCCGUCCGGAACUGUAAAGUUUGUACGAUUAUCACGCAGUUUUCAUGGCGCUUGUGGGCGAGGAAUUCCUCGAACUGAUGUUUUA
Molecule: messenger RNA, 1298 nt
Organism: Aspergillus homomorphus CBS 101889
Lineage: Eukaryota; Fungi; Ascomycota; Eurotiomycetes; Eurotiales; Aspergillaceae
Gene: midA
Product: putative cell wall protein
Exons: 1
Coding region: 294-1151 (285 amino acids)
Source: RefSeq, a predicted model, not a curated record